GGCAACUCACACAGCGAGGAUGACGGCCUCGUGUUUUCGGACGACCAUCGGCCGCCUGGUUGCGUUGGGCACGAUUCUUACGUUUGUGACUUUUCAGUAUAUUGCAGUCAAGUCGAAGUCUCAACUGAGCUUCUACGAACUUAUCCUACAACUCAGUUCUUGCAUCCUACUUUGUAACUUUUUAGUCGUCGUUGCGCGCUGGGCAGUUUAUGAACCCAUCCAGGGGCUCAAGAACAAUGACAGCCUACCAUAUGUCAACGUCAUCAUUCCCGCAUACAACGAGUCUGAGUUCGUGAGAAACUCGAUAUCCUCCGUGUUAUCCUCAGACUAUCCCAGAGAAAAGGUUCACAUAAUUGUCGUUGAUGACGGCUCGACGGAUGAUACCUGGUCUCACAUACAACACGCACUUCCAGCGAAAUCUUCGGCUCUACAUACAACAAUCCGGCACGAGAUCAACCGUGGAAAACGCCAGGCUAUGGUCACAGCCUUUGAAAUGGCCAAGAGCGAGAUACUCGUAACUCUGGACUCCGAUACCAUUCUCGAGAAGCAUACUCUCCGGAAUUUAGUCAGCCCCUUCGUUCUAGACAGCGACGUCGGAGGUGUCGCCGGGCACCUCUCCGUCUUCAACAUCCAGUCUCAAGGAUGGGAUAGCUUCAUCCCUCGUAUUCUUGACUGUCUCUUUGAACAAAACGGCAACAUCCCGCGAGCGGCGCAGUCGAAGCACGGGUUCAUCACCAUUCUCCCAGGCGCCAUCUCCGCAUUCCGGAGAGACGCCAUCCUCCCACAUACCAAGGCUCUCGUGGACACGAGGUUCCUCGGGCGGCCGAUGAGACAUGGCGAAGACGUGCAGCUCACGAUGGAACUUUUGCGUGAUGGCUGGCGUCUCAAGUACCAGAGCAAUGCCGUUGGAUACACCGUCGCGCCCGAGACGUUUCUGAAGGCUUUCCUCAUGUACGUUCGCUGGGAGAGGAGCAACCAUACCUAUUGGGUGCUCGGGCUUGUUCGGUUAGCCUUUCGCGAUGCGGCGAGAUUCUGCACACAAUGCUUUGCUGGACCGUGUCCGAGCGAGCCGGAGCUGCUGCCUCGGGACUUGGAGAAACAAGGGAGCGAAAGAAGGACGAUUUCCCGGAAGCCGGAUUAUCAUCCCUUGCUGAUGAUUUUCUGUGCGGGAUUUGCCAACUUUUCGUACCUGAGUAUUGUGAUCUUGUGGCUACGGGGCUUUUACUUCUCUCCAUGGGUUACAGUCAUGAAUCUGGGUUGUCUCAUCGUGUUCGCCACUUGGUUCAGUACCCUGUUGUUGGCAGAUGCCCUUCAUGAGAGCGAAAGUAGCAUGGCCGUCGAAGGAGACGUCAAAGAGUCAGACGAGACUUUGGUACUAAGAAGCGAAGGCUCGUAUUCGAGACUGAGAAAGAAGUUGCAGUACUCUUGUUUCUCCACAGUUGCCAACUUCACGUUUGUUUGUUGGGCCUCUGUUAUUGGGUUGCUCACACUGAGGAGUCAGAGUUGGUUAACAAGGUGAUGGUAUCUGCGGUAAUGGAUGCGACUUCUUAGAUAGUAUUACCAAUCAAUGUGCGCUCAGGCUACUUUCUGGAAGAGAGGCUGCGGAAAAGAGCAGAGCCUUUCUCUUGGACCCGAAAGAGGAAAGAAGCCGAUGAAGCAGAUAACACACCCCGCCACUUAGUCUCC
Colletotrichum godetiae is the source of this 1686-nucleotide messenger RNA. RefSeq names its product nucleotide-diphospho-sugar transferase. Gene Ontology annotation, cellular component: plasma membrane. Lineage: Eukaryota; Fungi; Ascomycota; Sordariomycetes; Glomerellales; Glomerellaceae. The record is from RefSeq and is a predicted model, not a curated record. Gene Ontology annotation, biological process: extracellular matrix assembly; hyaluronan biosynthetic process. Bases 20 to 1519 code for a protein of 499 amino acids. Gene Ontology annotation, molecular function: hyaluronan synthase activity. The transcript has a single exon.